UGUUACUCGUAUACUUUUAAAUUGAUUAAUUCUUUAUCUAUUCUUUUGAUGUGCGUCUUUAGUAAGAAUGACAAUAUGAGAAGGAACCUUCCUUAAGCAAAAAGAAUUUCCCAGAAGUAUUCCGCGUAUGUAAUAUCUUCCAUAUGGAGCUUUCAAUGCUUGUUGCAGCAUUUGGACGUUUUGAUUCGCGUCGCGCCAAUGCCGAGGAUGAUGGAUCUCGACGAGAAGACUCGCUCGGACACGGGAGACACUUUAGUACUCCGCCAACCUCCCAGUACUGUGCGCGCACGUAUGCUGAUCGUGCUUUUUCACGGGGAAAUAUGAUCCUUUGUACGCGGCGGCACGCGCCGCGAUUUGCGAAUGGAGUGAAGAUCGCUGCGAGCCGCUGCACGUCGAGAAUAUCGAAACGCACCACACUUCAUGCGACUCGCGCCAGCAUGAUCGCCGCGCGAAUGGUUCUUGCGACCGACGAAUCGGCACAUUGAUUAAAUGCCUUCGAUCAACGCAGAGUUACAAGGGCGCAAAGAACACUCAGACACGAAGAAGAAAGGAUCGCGAAUUGUCAGAAUAAGUGUGUCCGCGCCAAUGGGCGCGCGUGUUCGCGCGCGGCCGUCGCCAGCCGCUAGCGUCGCGUCAGUUCGAUCGCGGAGCGACGAAUCAAAGGGUAGGAGAUGGUGGUGAGCGUGCCGGUGAGCGCGGUCAUAAGAAACGAGCGGCAGCCGGCAGCGGCAGUUCGGCAAUUGCGGCCCGGCACGUUAGGUGUAUAUGUGUAUCUGUCGCGUGAGACGCUUCUUGCCACGUGGUGAUACGCGACCGCGUGCGUUUGCAAUUUCUUUCUUUUUCUGUUCUUUAUCCAUUUUCCGUUCUCGUUUAUCUUCUUUAGCUUCCGCUUUCCCUCCGCCUUGACCACAUAUGUCACCGUUAACCGCAUCGCAUGCAUUCGCGGUAGUGCCCACGCGGCACGCCGCGGCAACCGUUGCUCAAGCACUUCGAGUAGUCGCGUGAAAACGUGCGUGACACUCGCGCGCGCGCGCGUAUACGCGCGUGCUCCGAUUUCGAAAAGAACUUUUAACACGACGCACGGAAGAUGCCGGACAAGGUAGCGCCGGCGGAAAAGUCGGUGUUGUCGCAGUCCAAAGAUGCGAGAUCCAACAGCGACGAAGGUAUCAAAUUGAAAAAAGAAUUGGGUUUGUGGAACGGCGUGGCGAUCAUCGUCGGUAUCAUCGUCGGCGCCGGUAUCUUCGUGUCACCCAAAGGCGUGCUUAGGAACAGUGGCAGCGUCGGCCAGGCUCUCAUUGUCUGGAUUUUUUCCGGGAUCCUGUCGCUUAUCGGAGCCCUAUGUUAUGCCGAGCUCGGUACGAUGAUCCCCAAAUCAGGCGGCGAUUAUGCAUACAUUAGCGAUGCUUUCGGACCUUUGCCAGCGUUCCUCUACCUUUGGGUCGCCUUGUUCGUCUUGGUGCCAACAGGGAACGCAAUCACGGCCCUCACGUUCGCACAAUACAUACUGCAACCUGUAUGGCCUGGAUGCGAGCCGCCGUAUGCAGCGAUUCGAUUACUCGCUGCUGUGAUCACAUGUCUGUUAACCGUCAUUAACUGCUAUAAUGUUAAAUGGGCGACCAGAGUGCAGGACAUCUUCACUGGUACCAAAAUCUUCGCUCUGGUAAUCAUCAUGGUAGCCGGUGUUUGGUGGCUCUGCAUGGGCCACACGGAAAACUUCCAACAUCCGAUGUCUGGCACUAAUACUCAACCCGGUUACAUCGCUCUGGCAGUAUAUUCCGGACUGUUCUCUUAUUCAGGCUGGAAUUAUCUCAACUUCGUGACGGAGGAGCUAAAAGAUCCCUACAAGAAUCUUCCAAAGGCGAUUUGUAUAUCACUGCCGUUGGUGACAGUGAUUUAUGUUUUCGCGAACAUUGCCUACUUUGUCGUACUCACGCAGGAUGAAAUACUCGCGUCGAAUGCUGUCGCUGUUACCUUCGGCGAUAAACUAUUAGGCGUUAUGUCAUGGAUAAUGCCGUUUUUCGUGGCAUGUUCGACUUUCGGAGCAUUGAACGGCGCGAUUUUUGCGUCGUCCAGGUUGUUCUUUGUCGGUGCCCGAAACGGACACCUCCCCACUGCCAUUGCUUUAAUUAAUGUUCGCAACUUGACGCCGAUGCCAUCCCUCAUCUUUCUCUGCAUUAUCACCCUGAUACUCCUCAUCAUAGAGGAUGUCUACGUACUAAUAAAUUAUGUCAGCUUCGUUGAGGCUCUAUUUACCACACUGUCCGUGUCUGGUUUAUUGUGGUUACGUUACAAAAAGCCCGAUCUCCAUCGUCCGAUAAAGGUUUCUAUCAUUUUGCCAAUCAUUUUCUUCAUAAUCUGCGCAUUUUUGGUCACUUUUCCGUGUUAUGUCUCGCCAUGGGAAGUAGGUAUAGGCAUAAUCAUAAUUCUAUCUGGCAUUCCCGUGUACUGUAUAUUCAUCGAUUGGAAAAAGAAGCCCGCUUGGCUCGUCAAUGUAUCCUAUAAUUUCAACGUAGCAUGCGCAAAACUAUUCAUGUGCGUGCAAGAAGAUAGGACAGCGUGAGUGCUCAAAACUCGCAGUAAUCUUUACGACAAACUCCGAACUGAGACAUUCGAAUUUAAGAGUGCAUUUCGCACGCGUCGUACUUUUCGUAGAUAGAUAGAAUAUAUAGUUCUGAAUAGAUACGAUGUUAUCGUCCUCUAUCAAACAAUUGCAUGAUUGCAUAAGUAUUAACGAUAAUGCGUGAAUGACCA
Molecule: messenger RNA, 2751 nt
Organism: Acromyrmex echinatior (Panamanian leafcutter ant)
Lineage: Eukaryota; Metazoa; Arthropoda; Insecta; Hymenoptera; Formicidae
Gene: mnd
Product: L-type amino acid transporter minidiscs
Biological process (GO): amino acid transmembrane transport
Cellular component (GO): membrane
Molecular function (GO): L-amino acid transmembrane transporter activity
Source: RefSeq, a predicted model, not a curated record